AUGUUACGUUCGAGAGUGCUUAAUUUCUGGCUGGUGGGCUCAGUGAUAGUUGCUCGCGGAAGAUCGCUGGACACCGAGAUUUCGACAGUGGAAGAAGUUCUGAAGAAAGGUGUACAAGGUUUUUUAGACAUUUUCGAAAUUCCAGCUCGAUGGCGGUUCCCGUCAGAGAAUGAGCAGCCUUGUGACACGCCGACCGGGGAUAUCGGCAGAUGCAUCAGCAUCCGAAGGUGCCAUGGAUUACUGAAAAUUCGGGACAUCGAGUUCCUUCGAAGCUUUAUAUGCGGCUUCGAGGCCGGAACACCGCUUCUCUGCUGUCCACCCGGCUACCGUAGGACGAAUUCAACGAUUCCUAUGGCCCAGGAGCCUCAGCGAAUCCCCGUAUUCCCAGAUCAGGGCACGAGUGUCGUGUAUCCACCCGAUAGACCCUUUGAACCGCAACGGCCCCGCCCUGUCGUCGCCUUGCCCCACCACACCCCGCCGCCGCCACAGCGAUUGAAGAAGCCUCCUUUUCCCCACGGCGUCCAUCCUCCGAGAACAACCACAACAACCACGACUCCGAAACCGAAACCUCGGCCAGCUCUGGCCGGUUUCAACGGUAGACCUAUACAGCCGAAAUUCCUCCCGACAUCCUGUGGAUUUUCGAAUGUCAGUUUGAGUCGCGUCGUGGGCGGCAGUGAAGCGCACCCUGGGGCUUGGCCGUGGAUGGCGGCCAUUUUCGUGCGGAAUAGAGGUACUUUCAUACAAGCUUGUGGAGGGGCUCUCGUAUCGCAUCGGCACGUGGUCACAGCGGCUCACUGCUUCGGCGGCGGAAACAGGCCCCAAACACUCCAUCCGAGUGUCUUCGUCGUGCGAUUAGGGGACCACAACAUCGCCGAAGUCAGUGAGCUCCCCAAAGGGAGCACGAUUGACGUAGCCGUGGAAAGGGUCAAGAGACAUCCAGCGUUCAAUCCCCGCUCGUACCUCAAUGAUAUCGGCCUGCUUUACCUAGCCGCGGACGCGCCUUUCACGCGUUACAUACAUCCGGUGUGCUUGCCCUUCAAAGCUGUCCCGGAUGACAUUACCGGGGAGCACGCGUUCGUCACUGGAUGGGGCUACACGAAAUACGAGGGUCGGGGGAGCAACGUUCUCAAGCAAGCCCUCAUCAGGAUUUGGAGCCAAGAAGAAUGUGCCAAAGCGUUCCAGAAAGAAGUACAAAUUACGCAGGAGUAUUUGUGCGCAGGAGAUGGGCAAGGCCUCCAGGACUCUUGUCAGGGAGAUUCAGGAGGACCGCUGGUUUAUUUUGAUGAUGAUCGCUUCUACCUGAUCGGAGUAGUGUCUUUCGGGAAACGAUGCGCAACUCCAGGUUAUCCGGGCGCCUACACUAGGAUCACGAAGUACCUCGAGUGGCUGAGAGACAAUUUUUAA
Galendromus occidentalis (western predatory mite) is the source of this 1404-nucleotide messenger RNA. RefSeq names its product proclotting enzyme-like. The record is from RefSeq and is a predicted model, not a curated record. The transcript is spliced from 7 exons. Gene Ontology annotation, biological process: proteolysis. Gene Ontology annotation, molecular function: serine-type endopeptidase activity. Bases 1 to 1404 code for a protein of 467 amino acids. NCBI's taxonomy places the organism in Eukaryota, Metazoa, Arthropoda, Arachnida, Mesostigmata, Phytoseiidae.